CGUUUCUACUGACCAGUGUGCAUCAAGCUAAGCAAGAUGAUUAAACUAUUCCUCAUUACUUUACUUUGCGCGACAUUGGUGUUGGCCAAUUUGCCAGCCCAGAACUUGGCAGAUGCCGAUCAUAGUAGUAUAGUGCGACGAUCGGCACAGGGAGGAAUGGGAGGAGGUGGAAUGGGAGGUGGAAUGGAAGGUGGAAUGGAAGGUGGAUUGGGAGGUGGAUUUUCAGCCGGAGGUGGAUUUUCAGCCGGAGGACAAGCCGGAGGUGGAAUGGGAGGACAACUCGAAGGCCAAGGUCGAGGAUAAAGAUUCGGAAGAAGAUAGAAUCAUAAGGUCUUAUAUGGAUAUUGAAGUCAACCAUUGUAAGAUAGACAAAGAUGAUUUAGAUUUCACUUGGCACUUUGAUCUUAGCACAUCUUAUUAGUCUACUUCGCACAACUGAGAAUCCCGAUGACUUUAGAAGAAUAAAACUUAUUGUUAGAGAAAUUUCAGAAGAAUAAAACUUAGAGCGCUGCAAGUUA
Nylanderia fulva is the source of this 518-nucleotide messenger RNA. RefSeq lists its product as uncharacterized. The record is from RefSeq and is a predicted model, not a curated record. NCBI's taxonomy places the organism in Eukaryota, Metazoa, Arthropoda, Insecta, Hymenoptera, Formicidae.